Molecule: messenger RNA, 12121 nt
Organism: Porites lobata
Lineage: Eukaryota; Metazoa; Cnidaria; Anthozoa; Scleractinia; Poritidae
Source: the annotation of a GenBank genome assembly
AAAAUAUUUAAAUAACUCUAUUAAUUAAUACCAGUUCUAAUUUAAAGGAAAAAGUUAUGAGAAUAAAAUAAAAAGUUGUCUGUACCAUGAAGCAUGCCUUCACUGUUUAGACUGAGAGUCCUAAAAGCUUUUUAGCAUGUAUUCGAAUAUCUUAUGACGAUAAGUCCGCCACCCACACCACUAUGCGCCGUACUGUAUACAUUCAGCGGCUGGUCAGCGGUCACCUUUAUGAGGUAAACAUGGCGAUCAGCUCCUGAUCAUCGUUCUUGUUCUUGUCGAUCAGAAAAUCAAAAUACCAGCGUGAUAUGGCCUCGAAGAUGACGCAGUUAUGUUGUUCGAUUCGUAUUUCACAUUCGAUUCGAAGCUUGGGUGGCACAGGUUAUUUGUUACGGUGGAAUCGACAAGGGAAACUCGAACACUAGUGGUCACUAGUUGUAGUGUUUGAAUUGUUGGAAGAAAUGGUCGCAUGGGGAUGUAGGAAUGGUAGGUUUAACGAACAGUUUCAAAUUUUGCCCCUUGAAUUGAAAGUGAAGUUCAUUUGAAUGCUUUCGUAUGUAUUUCUGACUGUUUUAGAUCUACCUGCUCGAUUUAUAUCUGCUACGCUUCAUGUUGACAAGUCCCUCAAAAUGGCGGCAAAACUUGGAGAUUGCCGAAAAAUUAGGUAAGUUCACGGAGUUAUAAAGUUUUAGUAAAGGUCGGGCCGCAAAUUUUUUUUUUUCUGUAGUUACCUUUUCUAUGGCACCUACUUCCUAGCUAUAUUAGUUGGAUCAGUUAAGAACGCCUCACUUUUUUCAAAAAGGUACCUUGAAUUUGAUCGGUUUUCGCGUGUGUGACUUAAGCGAACCGAUAAGGUGUCGUUCAAGUCUUCCUGUUUGCUUGAUUGAAACGUGAUGUUCACGAAAGUCGCCUCGAUGGAUAAGAUAGAGUUAGUAUACAUGGCUGUGGUAUUUGUUUUUUGCUGAGUCCCGUAGUUUGUUGUAAAUUGUCCGGCAAAGUUGCCUCAAAUUAACGUCUUGAAAAGUGUCACGACAGGCCUUCGCUCGAGUGAAAUUUAAUUUCCGUAAAACUCUGAAAAAUAAAGAGAUCCGAUCAAACGGAUUGUGGUUUUAGUAUAGGUAGAUGAAUGUCUUACAACACACAAGAAAUGAGCUAAAUCUGUGUCUCAAGGAAAAUCGACCGGACCGCUCUUACAGAGACACUCUCUUAAAACUGAACGUUCCUAAUACGCAUAAUACUUAAUGAUAUUGUGCCACCUUUAAAACUAAUUUCGUAUAUGUAGUUUUGACAAUGAUUGUUGUUGCAACUUCCAAGAUAUACGAGACUCGACUUAAUGUCUUUUGAUGGAAUUACUGCAACCUUGCGUGUAGUUUGAUUGUCCAUGGAAGUAUUUUUUAAGGAAGGAAUGGUGUACAAAUCGUGCCUCCUAGUUUAAGUAUUUGUUUAAUAUUUAAAGGGUACGUUGGUUUCCACGGUGAUUUGCAUUGACUUGAAAUUGUUGAAAAACACGGCUACAAUGCCCUAUGUGUAAGUAUCUGAUAAAUACUUAAUAUACACGUAAAUGGGUCACGCAUGAAAACUUAAAAGCACUGAGUGGUAUAGAUAUUUGCCUUUCACCGCAUCAUUCCGGUGGCUAUAUUAUGAAAAAUAAAAAAUAAAAAAACAAAAGAAAACGACAUCACCUGCCAAAGCCCUAACAAUAAAUAUUUAUCAUAAUCUUUCUUAAGGAAGUUGUCAUAGUCAUCUAUGGUAAUUCUUCCUUCUUCCUUACUUUGUUUUUGACUAAUGAAAACUAGAGACACGAAAGAGGACGGGUAAUUUGACGAUCAGUAACUGACUCUUAUCGACACUGAGCUCUCUGUUAGUCGAAUAAAAUUUCAAUUAGUUUAUCCACAGUUUGCAAAAAUCCUACCUUACUUACUUAAAAAAAUUCCAUUUUUAUCAAGACGUAGGCUUAAACAAGGGCGCGUCUGUUUUCGAAAUGUUUUAUUAAUGAAUACUGAACAGCACAAAACAGGUAAUAUUAAAAAAGGAGAUAUUGAGCCCAACACCAGUUCCACGGUAACUAGUUAGGUGAACUUUCAUGGCGUCUAUAAAUUCGUUUCUUUUACUGGCAUGGAUUACUUGGCUUAUUUUUUGCACUUCUUUAUGUAGUGGUAAGUUUUGUUCUCAUCUGCAGGCAAUAUUUUUGAGCUUUUAUUGUUUUUUCGUAUUUCAAUAAUCCGACGAACUUGUAUCACGUACAAAACUCUUAAUCUAAAUAAUAGCCUGUAAACCAUAAAAUAUACAAUAAUUGUAAAUUUCCCUUUAGUUAAAUGGGUGCGUUUUUCAGUGUAAAAUGUUCAGGCUUUUCCUCGCAGAAAAUAAGUACUAGUUGUUGCAAACAGGAAGACAGUUUUUCAUUCACUCAAAUUUACUCAUUAUAAUAUAGUAUCACCACUGAAAGCAAUUUCCAAAAAAGAAGUUAAGAUUCUAUCUAUAUAUGUUUAAGUUCUUUCAAAUGAGAAGAAAACUGACUGAUAGAGGCCUUUAAAAAUCUUCAUUCUUUAGAGAAAAAAACUGCAGAGCUAUUAUGUUUUAUUGAACACAAAAUAACUACAUAAAUUUACAAAAUACAGCUGCAGAAAUAUAUGGUGAUACAGCAUUUGGAUGGCUGAGGUGUAAAAUUCGUUGUAAUAUAAUCUGGCAAUUUUCUAGAGCGAAUUUGUCGCGAUGGGCUCAUGGUCUAUGUUUUACUUUUUAUGUCAGUUUUGUCGAUAGAAUACAACCGUAUCAUAAUAUUCAAGGAACCCAUACCAGACAGAGUUCUUCCAGAUCACGUGAUUAGAACUGAAGAGGUUCUCAAUGAAGGGGGCUGCAGGGUGAAGUGUUUUUUGGAACCAAAAUGCGUGUCUAUUAACGUGGGUCCUGCAGGUGCUCAUACAAGAACAUGCGAACUUAACAAUGCCACUGACGAGAGCCCUUCACUGUCCUCUCUGAAAAAGAUGGAACAUUACAUUCACUUUGCUAUUGAGGUAUGUUAAAACUGGCUUUUGGCUCGUACGUACUGAAUGAUGACGAUAACGAUUCAGGACAUACAUCUAAUAACGAUGAUGAUCAUGACAUUUUCGUUGCAUAUGAUGAUGAUGACGAUGCUGAUGAUUAUGGUGAUGUUGAUGAUGAUAAUGAUGAUGACCAUAUUACUAAUGCUGCUGCAGAUAAUGAUGAAUGAUGGUGACAAUAUUGAUGACAAUGAUGGUGAUGGAGGCGAUGAAGAUGAUGAUUAUGGUUUGGAUGAUGAUGAUUUUUGUUGUUGUUGCUGAUGAUGAUGAUGAUGAUUAUGAUGUUGAUUUUGGCACUGUUGUUGUUAUGGAUGAUAAUGGUGAUGAUAAUGAUGGUGACAAUGUUGAUGAUAACAGAUGUAUCAUAAUUCUGUUCUUGAUAUUGUUAUUAAUGAUGAUGACGAUAGUUAUGAUUUUGAUGAUGAUGUUGACGAUGUGAUGUUGAAAAUAGCGAUUCCAAGAAGCGAUAUAAAUGAGAUGUGCUGAUAACGAUGGUAAUGGAGAUUGUGAUAAAGGUGCUGUAGGAUAUAGACUGUGGAACCCACAUUGCGGAUUAACUUUUGAGAUGUAGUAUCAGAUUUAAGGCUGCAAAUUAACAAAACAUCUAAUAUGGUAUCUUUUUAACUCAGAACUUUUGCCGAAUUAACGAUGAUCCCUGCCCAGGAGAAAACGAAUUAUGUGAAGCUGGGUUCACAGAAAAACGCUACAGAUGUGUCUGUCGCGAUGGGUUCAAGUUUGUAAACGACAACUGUACAGGUAAUAUGCAGAAGUUAGAUGCAUUACACAAUUCAACUUAUAUUCUUCGAAGGCUCGAGAGCUAAGUUUGUAGUUCAUUACACCCUUGCAAAUAUAGAGUAAUUUCACAUGACGUCACGGCGGCGAUAUUGAUGUUCAAAAACAAUAUAAACGGCGGCCAUGUUGGUAUUCCGAACAAUUCUUCUGGAAGUUGAAUUCUUUUCUUGUUUGAACACUUCCUUUUGCUCGCUUAAAUUUGCCUAAAUGCUGGCCACGUGCAUGAAAACCUUCAAUGGGAAGAAAGCUGUUACCUUGCUUUUCAUCCUCUUUCUACACCCGUAAGUAAAUGGCGCCGACGAGUUUAUAAGAGGGAGCUUUAAAAAGGUCGUUUUUAAGCUACGGACGGCAAGAGGAAGUGGCGUUUCGUAUUCCUAGGCGUUUGUUCUGUCCAAAUGUUUAGACAAAAUCGUGUCUUUAAGAGUAAACACACUUGGCGAUACAAAUUUGGUAGGCUACACUUUCGGUUGACAUGGUUCAAUUAAAAACGUCUUUGCUUGCUUAAGCUACCUAAGGGAAGUAAGGUGCAGGGAUUAAGUUCCUUUCAUAAGGGGAGGUUACCCUUUUCUACUGUAGCCUGCGCGCGAAAUGGGUCUCUGGUCUGGUUGUCACGUUUAUUUUGUGCCUUUGAGAUAUUACCUUGAAUCUGAGUCUGUUAAUCAGGCUCAGAGAUUGGCCAUUUUGAGACUGAUUUCACGAGAAAUUGGGUCGGGGUUUUUUGAACUGCAUUGUGGGAACGUCUUGCGAACGAAUUUUUACUCACACUCCUGUGCGAGCUUGCAAAAGUCAAGAGGAAACGUCACUGUUUACAGGCACUGAGUGAAACAAAAGAACUUUCCACUUUUGUUACAAGAACUAAUGCAUAUUUAACAUAUCAAUAGGUGACGUCAGCGUGAGUAUCGCUAAAUAACUAUUAAAGAAGCGAUAGUGUCCCACAAUGCAGUUAAACACAACAUCGAAACAGACUCUUUGGCAAACUCACAAUAGCCACUGAUACAAAUUACGAUGGAUUGACUCUUAUUUUCUGUAGAUCUAAAAAUAGUUUUUCUACUUCAUUUUUAAAAUCGCCAUUCUUAUUCAAUGUUGACAGAUAUUGAUGAAUGCGCUAAGGAUUUGCACACCUGCAAGCUAGGUAUGCCGGGGGGCAUGAAAUGCAUAAAUGAGCCUGGUUCCUUUCGUUGUGAAUGUCUCCCUGGUUUUGUUAAAGAAGGUACCAUCUGUAAAGGUUAGUAUUUUUAAGGGGAAUAUUCUAACAGCUCCGAUGCCUUCUUAAAAAUAAUGACCGAGCGCGUAGGGCGAGGUUAUUAUUGAUUUUUUUGAGAAGGGCAUUAUCCGGUUUAGUGGACCUUUCUAUUGUUUUAGAACCAGCAAGUCAUUACUAUGGCCUCUGAAAUGGAAGAGUGGGUUAUUAUUCCUAAUUGUUCCACCUGUCUUCCGUGACCAGGUCCUUCGAUCCAUUUUGUUGAAAAUAAAAACCUUUUCAAAACAAUGGAAAGGUGCAUUAAACAUACCAUGUUGAAUGAUUCAAUAACCUUUUUAUUAUUCGUUAUAACUACUCCCAGACUCACAACGUUAUUACUUUUGAGUAUAGAUUUUUGGAAUCACUUUUAGUUCCUACGCAGUGUAGAGAACGAAUGAAUGUUUUCUUUUAAAAGUUACCCUCUCAGAGCGUUACCAUUAACAUGUUUUUGCGUGUUUUUUAGAUGUUGACGAAUGUGAGUCCUCCAGCUUGAAUAACUGUUCACCUAACGAGAAAUGUGUGAAUGAACAUGGUUCAUUCCGUUGUGAGUGCAUUGAUAUUGGACCGUGUAAAGGUCAGUGAAUAUUACUGGAGGUCGCUAACCAGAUUACUUGUAACAAGGCUUUGUGUAACAUGCAUCGUUCUGUUUACUGUGCGUUAUUAGGGAGCUUUAGCCUGCGUAGCAUGGCGGCUUUGGUUGGGCGCGCUAAAUAAUAAAGGCGAGCGAGGGCAGAGAAACUGCAAGGAGAUUGAGGCGGAAGCAACUUGAUUAUUUUUCUGGCGGCUUGGCUGCUCAGUCGUGCUCCCGAAGCCGCCAUGCUACGCAGGCUAAGGGAGCUUAAGUAGCGACGAAGGCGAAAAAGGCAACGUCAAAAAACAAUUGUUUUGUGAGCAAAACAACAGCUUUGCACGUGCAUCACACUUUCUUAGUACAUUUCUUUGACGUUUACUGCAAGACUACAAAUUGCCUGCAUUUGACAAAUUAAGCGGGUGCAAAUAGACGCGAUAGAGUUUAAAAGGACGUAAAUUGAUUUUUUUAGCGACGUUUUCCCUGCCGUCGUCGUCUUCGCCGGUUACAUAAGUUUUCUGUUCGGAGAUCACAAACAUUAUGGGGUGUCAGCCUUCUUCUGGCCACCUAAACCAGCUAAUACCUCAUAAGAAUUUGCCACAGAAAAGAAGUCUUACGAACCCGACAAAAUGGUUUACCCUGUUUGUUUGAUGUUGAUCAGUUUAAUUAUAUCCCAGAAUGCCAUGAUGCUCUCGGUGUAGAAAGCGGUGCAAUCUCUGAUAGGCAAAUGAGUGCUUCUUCGCAGUGGGGUGAAAAUUACGCUGCCUCUCAGGGAAGGCUCUACUUUAAAGCUGUUCCAGGCAAAAGCGGAUCAUGGUCAGCAAAAUAUAAUGUAUCUCAGUGGCUUCAAGUCGAUUUGGGUAAUCCGCACACUAAGGUCACGGCCCUAGCAACACAAGGCAGAAAUGACUACCCUCAGUGGGUAACGAAAUACAAAGUGCAGUAUAGCGGAGAUAGCGUCAGUUUUCAAUAUGCCUGUCUACCCACCCACCUGCCUGCCUGCCUGCCUGCCUGCCUGCCUGCCUACCUGCCUGCCUGCCUGCCUGCCUGCCUGCCUGCCUGCCUGCCUGCCUGCCUGCCUGCCUGCCUGCCUGCCUGCCUGCCUGCCUGCCUGCCUGCCUGCCUGCCUGCCUGCCUGCCUGCCUGCCUGCCUGCCUGCCUGCCUGCCUGCCUGCCUGCCUGCCUGCCUGUCUGCCUGCCUGCCUGCCUGCCUGCCUGCCUGCCUGCCUGCCUGCCUGCCUGCCUGCCUGCCUGGCCUGCCUGCCUUACUGCCUGCCUGCCUGCCUGCCUGCCUGCCUGCCCACCUGCCUGCCUGCCCUGCCUGCCUCCACCCAUCCACCCACCUGCCUGCCUGUCUGCCUGCCUGCUUCCCACCCACCUGUUACCUGCCCACCCACCCAUAUGCCUGCUUGCCUGCUUGCCUACCUACCUACCUACCUACCUGCCUGCCUGCCUGCCUGCCUGCCUGCCUGCCCCUACCUACCUGCCUGCCUGCCUGCCUACCUACCUACCUGCCUGCCUGCCUACCUGCCUGCCUGCGUGCCUGCCUGCCUACCUACCUACCUACCUAUCCACCUACCCAACUACCCACCUACCCACCUACCUACCUACCUAGCUUUAAACCUCGCACUCUUUUCGUCAUUUUAAAAGGAUAGCAACAGGCCAUUUUCGUGUUCUUUCAAGCCUCUGUUUCAAAGCGAGGCUAAGUCCAAAGCCAUUGAUAUGAAAAUGAUUUUUUAUCCUCAUGCAAAUAAAACUCAUUUUUACAUUUAGCCUCAUUUUGAAAGUGAGAGUAUUUGGAACUCCGAAGUGGCCUGUAGUUUUGCUGCGGAGUGAGCUCUUGAUCCAGCAGACAAGUAUUAGGAAAACCAAUUGGGCUAACCCUAAUUGCAGAUUUUCCCAGUGGAUAGUGUUAUUUACCUUUUGAACGGCUAGGGCCUGAGUGGAGAGACAACUGAGAUAGACAAGGUGGAGCAAAGUAUCUUGUCUAAGAAAACGAUGCAAAGACAAGGCUUGAAUUCCCGAGGGUAUAGGUACUUCCUAUAAUGGCCCAUACAGGGAGGCUCUGCCCGAAAGAGGUAUCUUUUUCAGGCUUCAGGUAUAUGAAACAGGGACACCCAGCGACAAUUUUUGGAAAAUAUCUGUUCGGGAGGCGAUUUGAGAUCUAAGAUUUGUUGUUAAAUUUCUUGCUUGCUUGCGUCUCCUAGGAUUUUCGAACCUCCCCAAAAUUGUAUAAUUGCCCAUUUUUAACAGAUUUUUACCCCAAAAAGGUCACCUAGAAUUUUCGGGAGCCUUUUUUCUGGCUUAAAUUUUCUAAAAGGUAAGUUUUUAUCCCUAUAAUUUUCGGAUCACUAGACUUUCAGCUAGGAAAUCCGAACAGAUGAAAAAUUUGUAGGGAUAAAAAUAUACCUAUAUCUACCGUCUAAAUACUAAAAUACGUUCAACAAUGCUAUGUUUAAGUGGUUUUGAACUAUAUUCUCGUUGGGUGCCCCUGAUGAAAGGGUAGGGAUUUCACUAGUUGAAGUACCGUAUAUAAAAGGGUAGGGAAAUCUGUCAUUUAGGCCUGUGAAAAGGCCCAGAAGGGCAAACAGAUGCAUUUAUGGCUUUGAAAAUGCCGAGGAAACUUUCUGGUUUUGUGAUAUAUUCGUAUUUUACAGCCAUUGAUGCAAAGCUCUAAAUUAGGUAUGUGAAAGGGGUACCAUUUGUCAAUAAAAGGUAUUCGCAAGAGGAACCAUUUCUGUCAAAAAUGGUAUGUUAAAGGGUAAAGGUAUUAGCCUCACCGUAUAAAACUUUGUUGAGUAGCCCUCCCCCCUGGCUGGAAUUCUUAAUCGUCCAGCACCACGUCUCCACGCUCUUUUUGUAUUAAUUUUUAUCAAUGAGCAUCAUAUUCAUUGAAAGAUGUUUUUCAGCAACUUCGUCAUCUUUUUUUUUUAUUAUUUUGUUAGGAGUUUGUUGGAAACACAGAUCAGGACACUGUGGUCUACCACAAACUCAGUCAUGCCAUCAGGGCACGCUACAUCCGUUUUCGACCAGUAACUUGGCACGGUCACAUAUCCAUGAGGGUGGAGAUUUAUGGGCGCAAAGGUAAAAUUUGCAUUUUCAUUCCGGUUAUCAAAACACUGACCCACUGCUGCUUGAGGAAGGGGGGAGUGUUGGGUUAGGGUUAGGGUUAGGGUCAUAAGUAACUUUCGUGGAACACACCUAUCCUAGAAAGAAAGAAAAUAAUAAUUUAAUCCUUAGGUGGGAAUGACAACUACAAAAUGGAUUAGAUAGUAUAGAGCUUUCAAUGUAAUGCGUUGCUACUAUUUUAGCUUGUUUUAUUUUAGGUUUUUUAGCCCCUGAUUAAGACUUGUUUUGUCUAGUCGAAAUAUUGGGCAAAUAAAUCAAUGUAAAUUACCAACCCUUAGCUGUCCGAUCAGCCUUGCCCUCAAUUUUAAGUAAACCUACUCCAUCAGCCAACAAAUUUUUACGCCCAGUAAAAUCGUAUUUCAAUGCCUCAUGUAAGGAAAUCUGGAUUACUGAUUCCGGUAUAUGUUUUGCUAAUGGAAUCCUGGGCUUUGGAAUUAAGGCUCAACGAAACCGGAAUCCCACUAACGGUUGAAAUCCCGAAUCCGAAUUCCUCUGACAAGAAUCCAGAAUCCAGCACCCGAAAUCCAAAUCCAAUCCAAAAUUUACUGUACACGCAUUUAAUUGAUACAUUUGGAAUGUGCAGAUGAUCUGGGAAUGGAAAACAAUCGUAUUAGCGAUGAUCAAAUCAGUGCCUCUUCAGAGCUGAGUCUCAAUCACAAAGCAAACCAAGGCAGACUUUACUAUACACGCAUUUAAUUGAUACAUUUCGAACGUGCAGAUGAUCUGGGAAUGGAAAACAAUCGUAUUAGAAAAGGUCAAAUCAGUGCCUCUUCAGAGCUGAAUGGUAAUCACAGAGCAAACCAAGGCAGACUUCACUACACGGCAAACGGAGGCAAAGGGGGAGCCUGGUCAGCUAAAAAAGACGAUGAAAAUCAAUGGCUUCAAAUUGAUCUUGGAGGCCUGUACGCUACCGUAACAGCAGUGGCAACGCAAGGCAGACAUGACGAGGAUGAAUGGGUUACGGAAUACAUGUUGCAGUACAGUAACUGGACUUUGAAUUUCACGCACUACAGAGAACCAGGACAAACUACAUAUAAGGCAUGAGAAAAUAAAUAAAUAAAUAAAUAUAUAUAUAAACCUAACAAAGAGACCUGAGUGGAGAUGCUCAGUGCUCCGGAGGAUCAUAUGCUCUGCCACUUACCGUAUUUAUUCGAAUAAGCGGCCAACCUUGAAUUAGCGCCCACGUUUAAUAAGCGCCCAUCCUAAAAGCAGAAAAAGUUAAUAAGCGCCCACCCCACCCCACCUCUCUCCCACUCCCACUCAAACUCAAAUAAGCGCCCACCCCCACCCCAGCCUGCCCAAAACUGAAUAAGUACUGAUAAGAGACUUCCCAGAAGAUGGAGUUUUCUUCAAAGUAUUUUUUAGAAACCUUGCUUUGUUAAACGUGAGCGUUUUGUUAUUGCCAUUUAUUGUUUUGUUGCAAAAUAAACAUACUGCUCUUGCUGAAAAUGUUGAAAAUUUCAUAAGCGCCCAGCCUCGAAUAAGUGCCCACCUUGAAUAAGCGCCCACUCUCAAGGUCCAAAAAUUUAAUAAGCGCCCAGGGCGGUUAAUCGAAUAAAUACGGUAACCAUGUGCUCAAAACCCUAAUCCUCCCCUACCCUCCCCUUUACCUACCGAGCGUCUUUAAUUCGCUUUUCUCGUUGGGAAACUUCUUGAAAUUAUUCAAGAGUACAUCAUCCGUUGAGGGUCUCACAGGAUACUUCGCAAGACCCUUGAAAAUACCCACAUUGGAAUUAUUCUUACCAUUUUCCUAUCCUUCAACUCGUGAGAUCCCUAUACUUUUAAAAUACCUUUAGCCGGCCAGCAAAGCGUCCUAGUAUAGUCCGUCUUAGAUUGGAAACCUCCCCCCAAACACACACACACCACGAAUUGCCAACUCAAGGUUAGGUCAAGACAAGUGUGCGUCCUAGUGUGAAUAAUAAUUAUGUACUCCUAAUAAUCUGUUUAUUUCCUUCGGUUAGAUCUUUACAGGGAAUGAUGAUCGUGACACCGUAGUUCUUCAUAGCUUGAGUACGCCAUUCAAGGCGCGUUACAUCCGUUUUCUACCAACUCUUUGGCAUGGCAAAAUUUCAAUGAGAGUAGAGCUUUAUGGAUGCAAAGGUAAUUUAGAGGGUACAUGUUUUCAAGUCUGAAAGCAACGGCCCAGUUCAUUUCUUUUUAGGACUGUUGUUGACAGUGACUGACGUUUCGACAACCUGUGCGGUAAUCACCUUCAGAGUCAAAGCGAGUUGUAUCACGUCAGAACUCCUAACCGUUGUUAAUUUAUUUCCGUCACUGACAUUCUCGUUAAAACUGACUCGUAGUAGAAUGAUGACGGCCUUUUUCUCGUCAAGAUGAUACCGGUAUUCAAGCGUGCGCACUGCUAACCUUUUGACUCCUUCCGCCAUUGGUAUACGUAAAGUCUUACACUUCAUCGUUAUUGUUAUUAUUUUAAAUUUUAGAGUUCUUAAUUAUAAUUUAAUACUGAAGAUUUUACCGGGCAAGAUAUGUGUACAGCUGUUUCGAGAAAGGUUGUCGGAAAAAGUGCACGCGACAAUCCCGAAAGGUAUUGUGGGUGUUUUUUAGUUCACUGUUUAAUUUGAAAAGAAAUUUCAAAGAAUGGCACGAGAGGCCAUGGACGUGUGUUUGCAAGUGCUAAAGGAAAGUAACAAAAGUAGGUUCGACAACUACAGUGUCAGGAACAACUCAUUGAUCAUAUCCCAUAUUACCUUUCAGGAUUGUCGCGUGCACAGUUUUUGCGACAACCUUUCUCGAAAUAGCUGUAUAUGAAAUGUAUGAAUCGCACCUUGUCGACAACAUGACUGAUUUACCAUGCAAUUUAUUAAAAAGAAGACAAUAAAUUCAUGCUAUAAAAUUGUACCUUUUUCAAUUUUUUUUUUUUUUUUUUUACAUUUCCUUUCAGACUGGAAAAAGAUUAACAAUGAAUCAGUCUGCUACAAAGCUAAAGACUCGCAUGGAAGUUUUCGCAUCACCAAACAGGGACUCAUCCACGCGUUUAAACUUGUUCACCGAAGAGGAUCAUUAAAGUGUGCAGAAGACAUACCAGCAACCUUUUGGGGCUGCCCACACCGCACUUAUGGUGAUCAAACACUGUCUACUGUAAUAACAUACGAGAACAAAAGUGUUCUCCCGUUAGCAAAAUACAGAGAUGGCGUCUGUACAAAAUACUCGUAUACGAUCAAGGGUAUAGAUGUUAACUCGACGGAACUCCUGUUUAAGCAUCUUCCGUCUCCAAUAUCCGUAUCUAAUGGACAGGUAUUCAAAAUUUGGUAUAAUGAAGCCUUGCUGCCGAAUGGUUGUGCCCAAGAUAACAGUGGUGAGAUAUGCGUUGACGUCUAUGCGUGGUACGCUUGA